AUGAAGUUCUCAAGUCUCCUCGUUGUCUUUACCGGUCUUUUACUUUCUGUUGUCUCUGCCGCACGAUACCCGGCUAUUCUUGAAUUUCAACCGUCGCCUGACAUUUUACCACGGCUUUAUUUCACUGAGAUUGUCUUGCCAACCAUUCGAAAAACGAUUCGCGUCAAUUUAUGGCAACUCGGAAAACCUCAGGAUCUUACUGAAGCUUACCUAGGGAGAAAAUCCAGAGGUUAUGUUGAGGUUGAUGACAUCUCCGCUUUCAAUGGACGAUACUUAGGGCUUGUCAAUGACGAUACAGAAUCUCUCCAGGUGAAAAUCCACCACAAUGAUGGCCAAACGUUUUCAUUCAUUGGUGCAAGUGCAACGGAGAAUCCAGUGACAAACUUAUGGUUCGGGCGGAGAUGA
Messenger RNA from Lichtheimia ornata, 405 nucleotides. RefSeq lists its product as uncharacterized. Bases 1 to 405 code for a protein of 134 amino acids. NCBI's taxonomy places the organism in Eukaryota, Fungi, Mucoromycota, Mucoromycetes, Mucorales, Lichtheimiaceae. The record is from RefSeq and is a predicted model, not a curated record. The transcript has a single exon.